CUUACCUCAUAUUGGGCUUAUCUGGAUCCCAUUAUUUGAGCAUACUGAACUUGUUUCAGGCAAUUGCACGAAAUCUCUGCUUCUAGUUCAAUCGCCGAUCAGCUAAGAUUUGGAGAUGGGGUUCAUAAUGGAGUUUGCAGAGAACUUGAUACUGCGAUUGAUGGAGGAUCCAAAUGAGAGAGAUAGGAAAUCAAGGGAGCGAAUUUACGAUAAAUAUGAUAAGGGCAAGAAGUUUUUGGCACUGUAUAACUUGCCACUGCGUCCGUAUGGUUUCUGGACAUUUGAGCGCCACAAUGCUCAGAUUUAUUGGGAUGCUCAGAUUAGCCAAGUUGCAGGGCGUCGCGAUCCAUAUGAUGACCUCUUGCAGGACUACCCUAGUGCUUCCUCCUCCAAGUAAUUGGGGCGUCAGGAGCAUUUGACUAAACUGUGAGGACUCUUGAAAGCCAUGCAAGCUUUGGUUAUAUUUGUCUAUUUCUUUGGCUGUGUGCCACAAGACUUGGAAAAUCUUUUCUUUUGUUGUAAUAAAUAUAAUGACCAAAUUUUAUUCAAGCCAGGUUGUGUUGCUACAGAGCUUUUCGGUUUGCAUUUUCAGAUUCUUAGUGUGUUUGCAAAUACUAUUUUUGCUUCCGUUUCUCUAAAAAUAAGCUGUUGAAGCCGUACUAUGAAAAGCGUGCUUUCCUUUUUAGCUUAAUUUUGUAUUAAACAUUUGCAUCGUCGUUAUUUUUUUCCUUGAAUCAAAUUUAUA
Molecule: messenger RNA, 745 nt
Organism: Erythranthe guttata (spotted monkey flower)
Lineage: Eukaryota; Viridiplantae; Streptophyta; Magnoliopsida; Lamiales; Phrymaceae
Product: NADH-ubiquinone oxidoreductase
Cellular component (GO): respiratory chain complex I
Source: RefSeq, a predicted model, not a curated record